UCAGUGCAGCAAUGGUUGGUUUAAUAAUUUCAGUGCUGAUGAUCUGUGGCAUGGGCUCGUUUACAGCUGUUAAAUCAUCUCAGAUAGUCAAUUUGUCAGCUCAACCAGGAGAGAAUGUCACUAUUUGGUGUCAGCACACCUCAGGGACGGGAAAGAACACGCACUGGUUCAAGCAAACAAACAAUUCUGUACCUAUUGCCAUUGUAUACAUGAUGAUAACCUACGAGUUUAAGGAACUACAUGCUAAUUAUUUAAAUGAUUUUCAACAAGAUCAUAUUCUGAUGACUCUGGAUAUCAAAAACACCUCCCUGAUCAUUUUGAAUGUGGAUGUUUCUGAUUCUGGUCUGUACUUCUGUGGUUGGGAGAACUGGGUGAUGACAUUUGGUGAUGGAACAAAUCUAUACAUCAAAGAGAGGAGUGUUACACCACUGCAAAAUGAAACAGAAAUAACAAAUAAAGUGAAAUGUGAUCUAAAUUUAACAGAUCUCAAGAGGAGCCCGAUUUCUACAAGAGACUGUUCUGAAAACAUCUUUUAUAACCUGACCUUUAUUUUUGGUGGUAUUAUUGUUAUACUCAUCAUCAUUCCGCUCACAACGCUCAUUAUUAAGAUACAGGAGAGAAACACACGGGAAAAAGGUAACAGGGCAUCUAUUCAUUCAGAAGAUUUACUUACAUCGCUGUAUGCUGCUCUACAGUUCUCAAAACACGAAUCCAAGAGAACAGCCAGAAAUACAGAGGAUACAGAUGUUGUGUAUUCUGCUACUAGAUAG
This is a messenger RNA of Carassius gibelio (silver crucian carp), 770 nucleotides long. RefSeq lists its product as uncharacterized. NCBI's taxonomy places the organism in Eukaryota, Metazoa, Chordata, Actinopteri, Cypriniformes, Cyprinidae. The transcript has 5 exons. The record is from RefSeq and is a predicted model, not a curated record. Bases 12 to 770 code for a protein of 252 amino acids. Gene Ontology annotation, biological process: response to bacterium.